Ceraceosorus bombacis is the source of this 461-nucleotide messenger RNA. NCBI's taxonomy places the organism in Eukaryota, Fungi, Basidiomycota, Exobasidiomycetes, Ceraceosorales, Ceraceosoraceae. The record is from the annotation of a GenBank genome assembly.
AUGCCCCAAGAUCGCUCGAGACGUGCGUCCCAACACGAUUCCGGCAGUGCGUGCCUGGCGAAAGAGACCACUGGCGCGUCGAUGCUGCCAAGCUCGAGCGGGCGAACGAUUGUCCAGAGUUCCUCUACCAUUGCUUCACGUGCUGUGUCUCCUUCAACAAGCGCCGCUGGCGCAUCCGCGUUCGAGCAUGCGAUAGUGGGCGCGCAGGCAGCAGUGGACACAUCGGAAAUGGAGAUGCUCGAGGAGCCACAAAGCCCAGCCCCAUCACACGCUGGCUCCUCCAAUUCUUCCCGGCAGGACAGUGGCAGCGGCGCAACGAGUCCGAGCGCAAGGGGAUUCGCGCGUGUGCGACGUUCCAUUUCGCUAAGCGAUGACUCUUCCGCAUUCAGACAAGUGCGAGCGGCAGGGCCCGAUAGACCGAGCUCAGUACAGCCUCGACGCGUCGAUAGCUCGUCCAGUGA